Molecule: messenger RNA, 1376 nt
Organism: Ahaetulla prasina
Lineage: Eukaryota; Metazoa; Chordata; Lepidosauria; Squamata; Colubridae
Gene: GJB1
Product: gap junction protein beta 1
Exons: 3
Coding region: 135-974 (279 amino acids)
Biological process (GO): cell communication
Cellular component (GO): connexin complex
Source: RefSeq, a predicted model, not a curated record
GUUACCUGGGCUGCUCAGCACCACCUCCUGCUGCUGUGACAGAUGGGCACAGUUUGCCGGAGGCCUGCGCCUGCAGAGGGAGCCUGCGGCUGCCUUGCAGAAGGACCGUUCCCCACGGCAAGGUCUGAGGCGCCAUGAAGUGGGAAGGCUUCUACGCCCUGGUCAUUGGCGUGAACCGCCACUCCACCGCCAUUGGCCGCAUCUGGCUCUCCGUGGUAUUCAUCUUCCGCAUCAUGGUGCUGGUGGUGGCGGCCGAGAGUGUCUGGGGUGACGAGCAGUCCUCCUUCACCUGCAACACGCAGCAGCCUGGCUGCAAGAAUGUCUGCUACGAUUACUACUUCCCCAUCUCUCACAUCCGGCUCUGGGCACUGCAGCUGAUCCUGGUGACCACACCAGCACUGCUGGUGGCCAUGCACGUGGCCUACCAGCAGCACCAGGAGAAGAAGCUUUUGGUGAUGACUGGCCACGGGGACACCAAGCACCUGGAGGAAGUCAAGAAGCACAAGAUGCGCAUUUCUGGCUCGCUCUGGUGGACCUACAUCUUCAGCGUCCUCUUCCGCAUCCUCUUUGAAGGCAUCUUCAUGUACAUCUUCUACAUGAUCUACCCGGGGUACCAGAUGAUCCGCCUGGUCAAGUGUGAUGUCUACCCCUGCCCCAACACUGUGGACUGCUUUAUCUCUCGGCCCACCGAGAAGACCAUCUUCACAGUCUUCAUGCUGGCCACCUCUGGCGUUUGCAUUGUCCUCAACGUGGCCGAAAUGGUCCUUCUGGUGGUGCGAGCCUGUGCUCGGCGCGUCAGCCGAAGCCACAACCCUUCCUCGGGGAAGAGCUCCUUCCUGGGGCACAAGCUGUCUUCAGAGUACAAGCAGAACGAAAUCAACCAGCUGCUGACCGAGCAUGACGGCUCCCUCAAGGACAUUCUCCGGCGGAACUCGGGGCUGCAAGAAAAGACUGACCGCUGCUCGGCCUGCUAGAGGCCUCGGGCUGUCGGUGGGUCAUUGGGCUCCGGCCUGAUGGAGAGCAGAGGACUCUUCUGGGCAGCCAAGCUGUCUUGUCACAGCACAGUCUCAAGCCCUUCUGGGGGAAUCGGGCUGGGGCCUUUCCCCCAACCCUGCUGUCACCAGCUACUGUCUUACACUUCCCUCCCGUUGGCUUACAGGCUCUGUAGAGUUUCUGUGGAUUUUGCAGGCACCGAAUCGGCCUGCGGAAUGCCCUGGUUGCAGCUAGGUGAAGGCCAGAAGCUGGUGGUCUGCAAUGGGGCUUCUGAAGGUCGCUGCAGGCCCCUUCCAGCCAGGAAAUCCAACUGCAGCCCGGCUCGCUGGCUGCAUUUUACUGUACCAAAGCAAGUCACAGUAUUAAAACAAUUUUAGAGGUCC